GGAAAGCUUAAUCAGUACGGAUAAACAAUACAACGAGCGGGUUAAAAAUAUUAACGAUAGGCAUAUAAUGCCAGCAAGGUGGCCGAUAUCAGGAAAGUCACAAUCUUGACAGAUAUGAAAACGAGGCAAUAAUAAAUACCUUAAAGCGAAAAAUAAAUUUWUUUGUAUAUUUUCACACUUCAAUUCGUAAACGUUUGCACAUAUCGCACGCGCAUCGAAAAUACACACUUGUAAUAUUCAAAAAAGUUAAGAAACAAAACGAUUAUUCAAAAAUAAAAAAGUUACUAAUUCGAWCAUAAUUUCCCGCCAGCGAAAAUGGAUAUAUUUCUGGCUUAUAUCUUCACAUUUUUUCUCAUAUUCAUAAUAAUGCCAAUUACAUACUUCAUACUACGGUUCGUGCUGUGGUUUGUGUUGGAUUAUUGCGGCUGCAACAAGUCGUAUAGUGAAAAUCGACGUGACCGACAAGGUCGGCGGUUAACAAUGGGGCAUAUAUAUGAUCGCCAAGGCAACAUUUUCACAAUCGCAAAUGAGAGCGCCAACAACCCGUUACCGCAUCGUUUUUCAGAUUUCUUCUAUGUUGAACCGAGCGCCGAAGAGGCAGCCCGCAUUCGCGCACAAUUGGAGAAGGAUGAAAAGGAUUUACCCACCUACGAAGAGGUGAUGGCCAUGAGUGCCGCUCAAACGGCGGCCGGCACUUUAUCGCCACCACCUACAACUUCGACAACUUCCGUUGCCACAACGGAUACGACAGUGCCGCCAUACUCAGARGUCAAUCGGAACGGGAUUCGGGCAGCUCCAGUAACCUUGGAAAUGGAUGCAAUUGCGAGACCAACAGGAAACGUAACAGUACCAGCCGCGGAAGCAGGAGCAGCGUCAACAUCCCGUGCUGCCGCCGCCGCUGCCACAAGUACAGCGACUACAGCUACUGUCGUCACCCUUGCCAAUUCGGUGUCAAAUACGAGCGUGUGAUCCACCCACUUGCAUUCAACAGUCAAUAGUAUGCCGUAUUGGUCUGCAUACGGAUAACGUGGUGUAUGAGCAAUAUAGUGUCUUCUGAACUUACAAA
Molecule: messenger RNA, 1066 nt
Organism: Bactrocera latifrons
Lineage: Eukaryota; Metazoa; Arthropoda; Insecta; Diptera; Tephritidae
Product: clathrin coat assembly protein AP180
Exons: 3
Coding region: 316-969 (217 amino acids)
Source: RefSeq, a predicted model, not a curated record